AUGUUCAAAACCCCGCCAAUCUUGAAAAAUUUUCAUUAAUUAAAUUAUCUGACAAUAAUUCAGGAAAAAGAGUUGGCUUAAAGCCAAAUUCCAUAAAUACCGAAUUAUUAAACUACAAGUUUUCUAGAACAAAUGCCUUCUCUUAAUAUAAUAAGUUUUAGUUCUGUUUAUAAUGAGCAAAUAUAACAUUAUCGGAAUUUAGAGAUAUUAAUAUAGAGAGUUUAAACAUAAUUAGAAAGUAUUCUUAUGGAAUGGGGUGAAAGAAGGGAAUUUUUUAUAAUAUUCAAAUAUAAUGAUUCUUUUGAACCCUUUAUGAAGACUAAAAUUUAAAUUGAGAAGAAGGGAUAUCAGGGCUUUGAAAAUCAGAAAGCUGUAUAUCAGAGCUUUGAAAAUCAGAGCCCAAAAAUCAAAAUAGAAAUAAGUCUAAUCAAUUAGAAACUUAUAGAAUAGAUUCCUACUCUAAGAAAGAGAAAAAAAAUUUCAUAAAAAUUACAUGGAAAUAUUGAUUUAAUGAAUUCUUAUUUAUAAAUUUAGUUAUAUUAGUAAAUAUCAUAUCAUUUGGAACUUUAAAACCUUAAUAGAAUGCUUUCCAAAAAAUUGAAAAAGUGA
Molecule: messenger RNA, 609 nt
Organism: Paramecium sonneborni
Lineage: Eukaryota; Ciliophora; Oligohymenophorea; Peniculida; Parameciidae
Source: the annotation of a GenBank genome assembly